AUGUCGUCCACUCAAGUGUUACGGCAUCGCGCCUUGGGCAACCCCCACACACCUCUACUACGACCUUCUCAACGCUUGAGAUACCAGACCUCACGACCGUUUUCAUCAUCUCGCCCCUCGCACGCUCCCUUUGGCACACGCCUUCGAAAUGCCCUGCGCGAUACAAAGGUCGUCUGGAAACCCAUUCCUGUCGGCCUCGGUAUCGCCUUCCUCGGUGGUCUCCAAUUCUACCGUACUCAGGCUCGCCAGAACGAAGAGGAGAAGGCUCGCCGACAGGCCGAACUCGAAGAUGGAGGAAAUGUCCCUAAAAGACAGCGCAUAAGACCUUCGGGCCCCUGGCAGGUCCAGAUCAUGUCUACUCUGCCUCUGAAGGCCAUGUCGCGUAUCUGGGGUCGCUUCAACGAGCUCGAGAUCCCAUACUACCUCCGCGUGCCAGGCUUCAAGCUGUACGGCUGGAUCUUCGGUGUCAAUUUUGACGAAAUCAACGAGCCCGACCUCCACGUCUUCCCCAACCUGGCCUCCUUCUUCUACCGCACACUCAAGCCUGGCGCUCGCCCUCUCGAUCCCAACCCCAACGCUCUCCUUAGUCCUGCAGACGGCAAAGUCAUCCAGUUCGGUACCAUCGAUAACGGCGAGGUCGAACAAGUCAAAGGCGUAACCUACUCUCUCGACGCUCUGCUCGGCUCGCAAAAGCCCACUCGCGCCACUGCGAACCCACAACCCAGCAAAGAUCGUUCAAAGUCAGCAGACCAGGAGAUCAUCCGUGCAGACGAGGAAUUUGCUCAGAUAAACGGCAUCUCGUACACCCUACCCAAUCUGUUCUCCAACCCCAAGACUGGUAAAGGCACCCCCAAGACUUCUACCGAAGAUCAGUCGACUCCCGCAAGAGCCAGCUCCGAGCAAGAAGUCCGCGACUCGCUCGCUCUGGGCGACGGCGGCGGUGCACAAGACAACUGGUGGCAACCCGUCUCCACCGCAGCCAGACCCACAGCUCUCUACUACGCAGUCAUCUACCUCGCCCCUGGCGACUACCACCGCUUCCACUCUCCUUGCUCAUGGGUCGUCGAGUCCCGCCGUCACUUUGCCGGUGAACUCUUUUCCGUAUCCCCUUACCUCCAACGCACUCUCCCCGGCCUCUUUACCCUCAAUGAGCGCGUCGUCCUUCUAGGUCGCUGGCGCUACGGUUUCUUCUCUUACACUCCCGUAGGAGCCACAAACGUCGGCUCCAUCAAGAUAAACUUCGACAAGGAACUCCGCACAAACUCCCUCACCACAGACACAGCAGCCGAUCGCGCAGCUGCCAUCGCAGUAGAGAAGGGUGAGCCUUACUCUGGAUUUGCAGAAGCUACCUACAAUAACGCUUCUCAAUUACUGCAUGGCCAACCCCUGCAGCGCGGAGAGGAAAUGGGCGGUUUCCAACUUGGCAGCACAAUUGUCUUGGUCUUUGAGGCUCCCAAGGGCAGAAGACCUUCCUUUGACGAAGGAUGGGGUGAGGCGAGUGGUACUUCAGAGGAUAGAAGGGGUGGUUGGAGAUGGAAUAUCAAGCCUGGGCAAUAUGUACAGGUUGGUCAAGCCAUUGGUUGGGUGCGUGAUGAACAAUCAAAGCAAGAGUAG
This is a messenger RNA of Aureobasidium vineae, 1614 nucleotides long. Lineage: Eukaryota; Fungi; Ascomycota; Dothideomycetes; Dothideales; Saccotheciaceae. The record is from the annotation of a GenBank genome assembly.